Messenger RNA from Liolophura sinensis, 1252 nucleotides. RefSeq names its product baculoviral IAP repeat-containing protein 3-like. Bases 180 to 1010 code for a protein of 276 amino acids. Gene Ontology annotation, cellular component: cytoplasm; nucleus. Gene Ontology annotation, molecular function: ubiquitin protein ligase activity; cysteine-type endopeptidase inhibitor activity involved in apoptotic process. Gene Ontology annotation, biological process: positive regulation of protein ubiquitination; regulation of cell cycle; negative regulation of apoptotic process. The record is from RefSeq and is a predicted model, not a curated record. NCBI's taxonomy places the organism in Eukaryota, Metazoa, Mollusca, Polyplacophora, Chitonida, Chitonidae. The transcript is spliced from 7 exons.
AGUGUGACAGGGGUCACUCGCUCUGUCGGCAUUAAUUCCUUGUGUAAUAGGCAAUGCAGAUCGACUACGUACAAGUAUGUACCAAUCAAGCUGCAUGGAUGAUUGUGUAGGCCAACAGUUGGAGCAUUUAAGUUGGAGAUCGUAAUACCAAACGGAAGAAGUUAUCAUUGAAGCCCAGCAUGGCAAGUUCCAGUGCUAGUUCCGAGGCUCGCUACUCCCACUACGCAGACAGAGCCGCCCGAGUCAAUUCCUUUGUCGGCUGGCCCAGUAACAGUGGACAAAGACCUGAAGAGUUAGCACACGCUGGACUGUUCUACGCUGGUGUGGAUGACUGCACCCGCUGUUUUAGCUGUGGUGGGGGGUUAAGGAAUUGGUUGCCAGGUGACGAUCCUAUUGUGCAACACGCCAGGUUUUUUCCAGAAUGCCAAUACAUCAUAGGCUUAAAAGGAGAGGCUUUUGUGGCCAAUGUUAACAGGGCCUACGAACGAGAAAACUUCAUGGCUGAUGCACAAGUAGAUGUGUCUGAUUCAAGUGAGCCAGCACAAGUUCUCGGCUAUGAACAGAUGGUGCAGAGGGUUAUGCGGAAGCUUUGUGUGAUGGAUUUCGGAUUUCCUCGUUCUCUGAUUCAUGACGCUGUCUUAAAACUCCUUAGUGAAAAUGGAUGGGAUGAGUCCCUGUUGACGUUGAAGCUUUUAGUCAGUGUCUGCCUUGAGCUUAAAGAUGCCGAGGAAAAUGGCGCGACUUCAGACGAAGGAGAUUUCGAAGAGAAAUCGGUUCGAGGUACGGAACCUCAUCUUCCCAUUGGUGACGAGAUGGCGGAGAGAAUCUCCCAAGAAAAUCGUGACAUGAAAGAAAGCUUAAAAUGUAAGAUUUGCCUCAACAAAGAAGUGACCAUGGUUUUCCUCCCAUGUGGUCAUCUUGUGACGUGCAUGGAUUGUUAUUUGAUGGUCACCCAUUGCCCAUUUUGCCGGACCAAGAUCAUGACUUACGUGAGAGCCAUAUUUAAUUGAUUAAUGUUUAGCACACUUAGCUAUGAAUGUUUUCAUUCAUGCAAGGGUGAUCAUUUCCUCCAAUGUGGUCAUCUUGUGACGUUCGUGAAUUGUUAUUUGAUGGUCACCCAUUGCCCAUUUUCAUACUAGAAAUACUACAAAUUAACUAUGUCUCAGUUUGGAAUUUUUUUUUUUUACAUAAUAUACAAUGUUUGUGAUCUGAUGGUAAGAAUAUAUUGUCCCUUACAUUCGCUAAAAUAUAC